Molecule: messenger RNA, 516 nt
Organism: Phycomyces blakesleeanus NRRL 1555(-)
Lineage: Eukaryota; Fungi; Mucoromycota; Mucoromycetes; Mucorales; Phycomycetaceae
Exons: 2
Coding region: 70-501 (143 amino acids)
Source: RefSeq, a predicted model, not a curated record
AUCUCUCUCUAUCUCUUUUUAUUUCUUUUAAAAUCAAGACCAAAAAUAUUAAGGCUCAAAGAAUACUAGAUGAGACAGUCAUCAUUAAGCGAGGAACUCUCUGCCAUUUCACAUGAAUAUGAUUAUGGAAUCGUCCCAAAGUCAGCCGCAGUAUUCAUGAGAGAUGAGACGAAUGGUAUAGGACGAUUGGACCUAACUUUGCUUGAAGAUGUGAUGAUUGUUAUCGAGGUAUCGAACCAAGGUUACAAGGUUACUUCUGUACUGCCAGCAUCUGAUGAUAUUGCAUGUAAAAAAGCAGCAAAACAGGUGGAACUGCAUGUAGACCAACUGUAUGAAACUAUGGAGAGUCUCCUUAUGAGCCUUUCUCCGAUGUUCUGUGAACGAUUCCAACAGGUCCUUUUUGAGAAACUCGAGGCUGUUCACAACCAACGCCAAGAACACGAACUGUCAAACACCACUUUUGAACCGAAUGAUUUCCUCAAUUCUCAUGACUCCCCCUGAUCAAAAUUCAAUUCC